Rotaria socialis is the source of this 1599-nucleotide messenger RNA. Lineage: Eukaryota; Metazoa; Rotifera; Eurotatoria; Philodinida; Philodinidae. The record is from the annotation of a GenBank genome assembly.
AUGUAUUUAUUACCACCAAAUUUUAAUACAAAUAUUUCAUCGAUAGAACAUGAUCAUAGAAAUAUUGACCAUCAUAUCUCUUCAAUGGAAAUACAACAAUCUAUGAGUCCUUUCAAAACUAACCGUGAUAUGAAUCAUAAAAGCGUGGCAUUAGCAUACUCUUUGCAACCGAAUCUAUCUCAAGACUAUUACAAUGGGAAUAUGCAUCAAAAUAAUCUAUCAGUCUCUCCUAUGAAUUCUAGUGUCUGUACAAGAAUUUGUGAUCCAAUUUUAAUUACGAAAAAAUCGGGAAAGAUACAAUUGCCAGAGUUCAAUACCUCAUUGAACCAUAACACUUGCGAAAGACGUGGAUGCCCUUGCUUAAGUCAAGGAAUGAAGUAUGAAAAUUUGCCACAGCCAUAUUCCGUUACAAAUCAACAGAACAUGUGGACACAGUCUAAUUCUUUAUGUCCACUAUCAUCAUCAUCAUCAUCUAUAAUAGCAUCUACUGUCCCAUCAACAAAAACAGAACGAAAGUAUAAAAGAAGAAUUAAUCAGUCUCCUGUAGUAGAACAACAACGAUCAUCUCGAUAUCUGAAUACUACUACUCAGCCAAUAUUUCUGAAUAACUGUUCUUCUUUACUAUUACCAUAUAAAACAAAUGCUCUUCAUAGACUUGAUAAAUAUAGAUCUCCAGUGAAUUUCAUACGCACAACACAUUUGACACCACUAUCACUACCGAACUUAAUGAUGUCGUCAAAUAUCCCAUCAACUAUGAUAUAUAAUAAGUCUAGGCCGAUUAGUACUUCACCGUCUCUAUCAUUAUAUUCGACAAUUGACACCUUCGAACAAUGCCCCCGAAUAUCAGAGCAACUUUUACCAGUGCAGAAAUUGAAUCUUGGCGAAAAUAACAACCAUAAAUGUUCUACAAACAAUCUAAUGUACAAUUUACCUUAUUGUAUGGUUAAUUGCAAUCGGAUACCCAUAACUACACCACCUGUAACAUAUUCUUCUGUUUUAUCGUCAGUAAAUACUACUGGACAGUCUCUAUCAAUUUCAACUAGUAAGAGGAAAAACAGGAGACGAGCACAUCUACGAGAAUCGAAAAUCAUUCAAAACUUUGCAUCAAACAUGUUGAUCAAUGGCAAUAGCAUGGUUCCUACACAUCUGGUGGCGGAAGAAUCCGUUCUACGAGAAAAUAUACGAAAGACAUCGAAAAUUAAUAGUAGUCAAGCAAAGGCUUUAAUACGACGUAUAAAACAAAGAAAUAAAUUGGCUAUUCUGAAAUUCAUGAUACAAAAACAGCAAAGGUCGAAGAAAAAGAUUACUGAAGGCAAGACGGUGACGGAAAAACUAGAUGUUAAUAUCACAAAAGCAUCACAGGAAAUAAAGUUACCAGAUAAUAUUGCGCUUAAUUUAAAAAUUAAUUUUAAUGUGGCUCAAGAAAUAGAUACUAUAUCUUUGCAUUAUUAUCAGCGACAUAGACCAGAAAUUACAAAAGAAACAACUUUCAUAACAUCAAACAGCACGGUUAACAAACUAGGCUUAUUGAUUGAAGCUGUUAACUUUAUUGAAAAGUAUAAUGAAACACCACAACUCACACUGGAAUCAAAUAAAUGA